Messenger RNA from Metarhizium album ARSEF 1941, 1401 nucleotides. RefSeq names its product Major facilitator superfamily domain, general substrate transporter. Lineage: Eukaryota; Fungi; Ascomycota; Sordariomycetes; Hypocreales; Clavicipitaceae. Gene Ontology annotation, molecular function: transmembrane transporter activity. Bases 1 to 1401 code for a protein of 466 amino acids. Gene Ontology annotation, cellular component: fungal-type vacuole membrane. The transcript is spliced from 2 exons. The record is from RefSeq and is a predicted model, not a curated record. Gene Ontology annotation, biological process: transmembrane transport.
AUGACCGUCACCGCUCCAGACCGCGGUAGAGAGAGUAUCCCGUCCACCACCGCUCCAGACCACAGUCCCGACGUCGAACUUGUCCCACGUCCGCCAACUUCGCCUCGCAUCGGCCGCCAUCCGUGGCUGCAGAUUCUCAGUACCUUUAUUGUAUUCAUGAAUACAUGGCAAGUCUACUUAGCUAUGGCAGACUCCCUCCCCCCAUCUCCGCCUGCUAACCGGCUUCCUUCAAGGGGAUUUCUCCUCACGUCCGGCGCCUUCCAAGCCUACUACGAGCUGUCUCUCAUCCCCGGACAGUCCAGCUCCGACACAUCUUGGAUAUCAACAACAUCCGCCUUCCUAGUUUUCGCCGUCGGCAUUGUGGCUGGUCCGCUUUACGACCGAGGCUUUUACAAGCCGCUGCUGGUCACUGGCAGCCUCUUGCAGGUCUUUGGCUUCAUGAUGCUCAGCAUCUCUACCCAAUACUACCAGCUCUUCCUCAGCCAGGCUGUUUGCAUUGGCCUCGGCUCCGGCCUCGUCUUCACACCGAGCGUAUCAGCCGCCGCCGCCUGUCUGCCGAAUCCCGCAACGCGAGCCAAGGCCAUGGGCCUCAUGGCAUGUGGCAGCUGCGUCGGCGGCAUCAUCUUCCCAACCAUGUUUCGCGCUCUUGUGCCCCGAAUCGGCUUCCCCUGGACCGUCCGCUCCAUCGGCUUUCUCAUCCUAGUGCUAUACCUCGUGUCCCAUCUGGUGUUAUUUGAUGGGCGGCGCAAAGCCUCUCGCGCCCCCGUCAUCCGGCGCUUCUUCGACACCUCAAGCUUUACCGACCUGCCAUUUAUGCUUCUCUCCGUCGCCUCCGUCUUUAGUGCCACUGCUUUUUACAUCCCCCUCCUCUACCUGCCACUCUUCACCAAGGUCCGCGUGCCGUCCAUCAGUCCCGACCUGACUGUUGAUCUCCUGUCCAUACUCAAUGGCUCCUCCGUCAUUGGCCGACUGGCCGCAGGUCUCGCAGGCGCCGUCUUUGGUCCCACCGAGACCAUUGCCGUUUCUCUCGUCGCGGGAUCGACCCUGCUGUUCUGCUGGAUCGCCGUCGACACGGUUGCCGGUACUGUCGUGUGGACUGUCUUCUGGGGCAUGAUAUCCGGCAUCCUCGUCACUCUCCCCGGCGCAUUCAUUCCCUUGUUCUGCCCAUCGGUGGCCGUGAUAGGCUCCCGGACCGGUACGUACUGGAGCUGGGUUGGUUUGGGUAUGCUGAUAGGCAGUCCCAUUGGCGGCGCAAUCUACGAUGUGAAGUCGGCACGGUCGGGCUACUGGCGCCUGCAGGUGUUUGCUGGUGUCUUUAUGAUGGCCGCUGCGCUUCUUACAGUUUAUCCCAUUCUGCAUUUACGUCGGGGGAGGGGAACGGCGUCUGUGCGGUCCGACUAA